This is a messenger RNA of Caenorhabditis angaria, 1362 nucleotides long. NCBI's taxonomy places the organism in Eukaryota, Metazoa, Nematoda, Chromadorea, Rhabditida, Rhabditidae. The record is from the annotation of a GenBank genome assembly.
AUGACGACCAAAUUCGUUUUGCUCGUUUUGGCUCUUGUAGCCUCGGCUGCAUGCUUGGAAAGGUAACUUUUUAUUAAAAAUAUUUUUAUUUAGCCAUUCAAUUUUUGUCACUUUAGAAUCCACUUCCAAAGACGUACCUUCACCCGUGAAGAAUACAAUUUUGAAAAAAUCGCCAAGCACUUGAGAGCUAAGCAUGAUCGCGCUUAUGUUCCAACCAGUGAAGAUGCAUACAACGAGGGACUUUCUGAUUAUUCAAAUGCUCAAUAUUACGGACCAAUUCAUAUUGGAACACCAUCCCAAAAAUUCAUUGUUCUUUUCGAUACCGGAUCUUCCAACUUGUGGGUUCCAUGCUCAAAUUGUCCACUUGGAAAUAUUGCUUGCCAAAUGCACAAUAAAGUGAGGAGAUCUCUAGAUUUUUCCGGUUUUUUAUGAAUCCUGUUUUUUUCAGUUCAACUGCAAGAAAUCAACCACCUGUACCGCUACUGGAGCCACUUUCGAAAUUGCUUACGGAACCGGAUCAAUGAAAGGAGUUGUUGAUAACGAUAUUGUUUGCGUAAGUUUUUCUAGUUCUAUAGGAACAUUCGGAUAGAAAUCCAGAUAUUAUUUUAGUUCGGAAAUGAUAACACUAUGUGUACCGAUAAGACCCAAGGAUUGGCCUGCGCUGAAUCUGAGCCAGGAAUCACAUUCGUUGGAGCUAAAUUCGAUGGUAUCUUCGGAAUGGGAUGGGAUAGAAUUUCAGUCAACAACAUUUCUCAACCAAUGGAUCAAAUUUUCGCCAACUCAGCUCUCUGUCCAAAUCAAUUGUUCGCUUUCUGGUUGAACAGAGAUGGUAAUGAUAUGGCUAACGGUGGAGAAAUCACACUUUGUGAUACUGAUCCAAACCAUUACACUGGAGAUAUCGCUUGGGAACCAUUGUUGUCUGAAGAUUACUGGAGAAUCAAUUUGGGAGGAGUUAGCAUUGAUGGUGAAUCGUACACUACUGGAAACACUGACUCGAUUGUUGACACUGGUACCUCACUUCUUACUGGACCAUCAAGCAUUAUUAAGAAGAUUCAAAAGAAGAUCGGAGCCACUCCAUUGUUGAACGGAGAAUACGAGAUCGCUUGCAGCAAGAUUCCAACUCUUCCAAACAUCACUUUCUCACUCGGUGGAAAAGACUUUGUUCUUCGCGGACAAGAUUACAUUCUUCAACUUGCUAAUGGAAAUGGACAAACCACAUGUCUCUCUGGAUUCAUGGGACUUGAUAUUCAAGCACCAGGACCAUUAUGGAUUCUUGGAGACGUGUUCAUUGGAAGAUUCUACUCUGUUUUCGAUCACGGAAAUCGACGAGUUGGAUUGGCCACAUCGAAAAACAGCGCUUAA